Molecule: messenger RNA, 204 nt
Organism: Cylicostephanus goldi
Lineage: Eukaryota; Metazoa; Nematoda; Chromadorea; Rhabditida; Strongylidae
Source: the annotation of a GenBank genome assembly
UGUGAUCCUGAGGAGGAUUCUCUGGCUGUGGCUUGGUGGAACGUGCAGGGACGUAUGCAGAGCUGUGAUCCAGAGGGUUCUCUGGCUGUGGCUUGGUGUAUGUGGGGACGUAUGCUGAGCUGUGAUCUUGAGGGCGCUGUGGCUGUGGCUUGGUGUAUGGAGGGACGUAUGUGGAUCUGUGAUCCUCGGUGUGAUCCAGCGUAG